Molecule: messenger RNA, 1577 nt
Organism: Capsella rubella
Lineage: Eukaryota; Viridiplantae; Streptophyta; Magnoliopsida; Brassicales; Brassicaceae
Product: phytoene dehydrogenase, chloroplastic/chromoplastic
Exons: 1
Coding region: 17-1450 (477 amino acids)
Molecular function (GO): oxidoreductase activity
Source: RefSeq, a predicted model, not a curated record
UAUCCAAACUUUAAAAAUGCCACUGGCGAUCUCUCUCCCAACCUCAUCUUUUUCUAAUCUCUUCCCUCACCGCCGCGGCCAUGCAACUCUCCGAUAUCGACGCUUUUCUGGAGCUCGAUCUUCCGCCGAAGGGCCGUACAACCAAAAGAACCAAACCGGCGUCAUCAUCAUCGGCGCUGGACUCGCUGGUUUAGCCGCCGCAACUCGGCUAACCUCCGAACGAAUCCCAUUCCUACUCUUAGAAGCUUCUGACGGCGUCGGUGGACGCGUCCGUACAGACAUCGUCGACGGCUUCUUCCUCGACAGAGGGUUUCAGAUUUUCAUCUCUGCAUAUCCCGAAGCUAAAAAGCUUCUAGAUUAUGAAGCACUGGAUCUGCAGCGAUUCUACGCCGGAGCAAAGGUUUUUUACGGCGGAAAAUUUCACACCGUAGCUGAUCCUCUCCGACAUUUUUGGGAUUCGGUGGCUUCUCUCACGAACCCCAUCGGAUCCGUCGUGGACAAAGGGCUUAUCGCGUUGACGAGAGCUAGAGUUCUGAUCAAGUCAGACCAAGAGAUUUUGACUGCCGCCGAUGAGGUUCCGACCAUUGAUCUCCUCCGUAAGAUUGGUUUCUCCGAAGCGAUCCUUGAUCGAUUCUUCCGACCAUUCUUCGGCGGAAUUUUCUUCGACAGAGACCUCGGGACGACUUCGAAGCUCUUCGAUUUCAUUUUCCGGUGUCUUGCUCUCGGAGAAAACACACUUCCGGCCAUGGGAAUCGGAGAAAUCCCUAACCAAUUGGCCGCGAAAUUACCAGCUAAUUCCGUCUUGUUCAACACAAGGGUCGCUUCGAUUGAGUAUCCAACUGGAUCGGAUUCGGAUCCUCCUAGCGUGAGACUCCAAGACGGUGGCGUUUUGAAGGCUGACUUAGGUGUCAUAGUCGCCGUCGAGCAACACCAAGCGGAUAAGCUUCUUGAGGGGAUCAGAGAACCGGUUCCAACUAAACCGGCUCGGAGUACGAUUUGCGUUUAUUUCACAGCUGACCCGAAUCAGAUACCGGUACAAGACCCGGUUCUAUUUCUCAACGGGUCAAGCACCGGUAUAAUCAACAACAUGUUCUUCUCUACGAACGUUGCUCGGACAUACGCGCCACCGGGAAAGGCUCUGGUUUCGGUAUCGUUGAUCGGUUCGUUCGAGGAUAGAUCCGAUGAUGAUUUAGCAACAGAGGUUCUCAGAGAACUCUCUGGUUGGUUCAGUGAGUCUUCGGUUAUGUCAUGGAAACAUUUGAAAACGUACCGAAUAAAGUUCGCUCAGCCGAACCAAUGCCCACCCACUGAUUUGGUUAAGAGUCCGCGGGUCAGGACAGGUCUUUACUUGUGCGGUGAUUACAUGACUUCUGCUACAUUUGACGGGGCUUUGGUCUCCGGGAGACGAGCCGUGGAAGUGUUGUUACGAGAAAAGGGACUAAUCACAUAGAGUUAUUUUUUUCUGUAAAUUUAAGAUUCUCUGUGUAGCUUUUUUAUUAAUGGCUUGUAUGUACUAUAGUUGUAGUAUGUAUCCUCUAAGAUCAUAUAUUGGAUAGUUAAUCAUCUUCCUCAGCUCA